Mercurialis annua (annual mercury) is the source of this 1181-nucleotide messenger RNA. Its product is annotated as caffeoylshikimate esterase-like. The record is from RefSeq and is a predicted model, not a curated record. The transcript is spliced from 8 exons. Gene Ontology annotation, molecular function: lipase activity. Bases 70 to 1080 code for a protein of 336 amino acids. Gene Ontology annotation, cellular component: membrane. Lineage: Eukaryota; Viridiplantae; Streptophyta; Magnoliopsida; Malpighiales; Euphorbiaceae.
AUAAUAUAUACAAUAUAGUUUUAGGUAGCAAAACAAAAGGUAUAUUAUCUAGCUACUGAGAACUUGGAGAUGAAAGAUAUGAAUGCUGAGUUGCAGAAGAUGUUGGAUGUCAAAAUGGACAAUGUUAAACAAAGAAGGCUUGCAAGAGAUGCAUUUAAGAAUAUUCAGCUACAAAUUGAUCAUUGCUUAAUGAAGAUACCCUUUGAAGGAGUGAAGAUAGAAGAGUCAUAUGAAGUCAAUUCUAGAGGAAUAGAAAUAUUUUCAAAAAGCUGGCUGCCGGAAAAAUCACCCCCCAAGGCAUUGGUUUGCUACUGCCAUGGUUAUGGCGAAACAUGCACUUUUGUAUUUGAAGGAGUGGCAAGAAAGUUAGCAUCAAGUGGGUACGGAGUGUUUGCAAUGGAUUAUCCUGGUUUUGGCCUUUCUGAAGGUCUUCAUGGCUAUAUUCCAAGCCUUGAUAAUCUUGUCAAUGAUGUUGCUCAACAUUACUCCAAAAUCAAAGAGAACCCCGAGUACCAUGGACUACGAAGCUACCUGUUUGGGCAGUCUUUAGGCGGAGCAGUGGCCCUGAAGGUGCAUUUAAGCCAACCAUAUGCUUGGGACGGUGCCGUUCUUGUUGCACCAAUGUGCAAAUUUGCAGAUAAUAUGAUUCCACCGUGGAUACUCCUGCAAAUCCUAAUCUGCAUAGCUCAUCUUUUCCCCAAACUCAAAAUUGUUCCCCACAGAGAUUUUGUUAAGAUGGCUUUCAGAGAUCUCAAAAAACAAAAACUGGCAGAAUAUAAUGUAAUUGCUUAUAAGGACACAGCAAGGUUAUGGACAGCUUUAGAGUGUCUGAGAACAACGCAAGAACUAGGCCAGAGAUUACACGAGGUUUGUCUGCCAUUGUUGAUCCUGCAUGGAGAAGCUGAUGUUGUAACAGACCCGUCGGUGAGUCGGGCUCUGUACGAGAAAGCGAGUAGUUCAGACAAGAAGUUUAAGCUUUACAAAGAUGCUUAUCAUUCUCUUCUUGAAGGCGAACCAGAUGAUGUGAUUUUUCAGGUUCUUGAUGAUAUUAUUUGUUGGCUUGAUCAUCACUGCAACUAAGUUGUUCAAUAGUUUCUGAUGCUGUACCAUUGUACAAAUAAUCUGAUAUUACAUUGCAAAAUGUCUAUGAAGAAAAUAAAAAAAUUCGGACCAUUUCUCAA